UUCGCAUCGCAAAAACAAAAUGGCCGUCUCUGAUGGAGAAAGGUGUGUCGCUGUCGCGUAAUACAUAUUUUGCGACUUGCAGCGAGGAAUAUCAUUGAACUUCAGUGAAAAGUUUUGGUGUUUUAUUACUACUGCGCCGCCGGCUGCCGUGCGACCGCCGCGUGGCAGGGCUUCGCCCUUCGCGUCGCGCGCGUUUGGAGCCCUCGCUCCUUCCGACCCUCGGUCGGAAUCCUCAAGGAUGUCGAGCUCCAGGCGCAACGGGUCGGUGUCCCGCGCCGCGGAGGCCGCCUCCAAGAACCGGCUUCACAUGGAUCGGAACCCGCAGCACUCCAGGAUAACCGAUCCAUCGAAUCCGGCCGGACGCCGCAAGGAGAUAGACAACGUGAUGAAGAGAGCGCGCCAGGCGUCACCUGGCAGCUGGGACCGGAAGCUUCUACAGGUUGAAGAAAAGGACCCUAACAGAUGGCGCCACACUGGCUACAAGCAGUUGUACUUGGACGGCUCGCGGUCGCCCUCCCCGCGCCGCUCCCGUUCCCCCGCCAGGCGCUCCAGGUCGCCGCCGCCGCUGUCCCGGCGCUCGCGCAGCCCGCUGCGGCGCUCGCGCUCGCCGCCGCCGCGCCGCGCCGAACACGCGCGCUCGCCGCGCCGGAGCCCGAGGCGAUCACCCAGACGCAGCCCGCUCCCGCUCGGCGGUCGCCGCCGCUCGCCGCGCCCGCGCUCCCCGCCGCCCCGCCCGCGUGACGCUCGCGACACCCGUGACGCACGCGACACCCGUGACGCACGUGACGCACGUGACACACGUGACGCGCGCGACAGACGCGACGCGGCGGACGUGCGGCGCGCGCGGCCGAGACCCGCGCCGCCGCCGGCUGCGAGGCCGCCGUCGCCGCCGGACCCUAGAAAGUCGUCUGGCUCCGGAUCAUCCGGGAGCAGCUGUUCGGAUGAGUCCUGCUCGGUGUGCUCGGCCAAGAACAAGAAACCGACCGGACCGCCGCCCGGACCUAAAGGGGCCAAGCCACCGCCGGGUGCGCCUCCUGCCAAGCGUCCGCCGGCCUCGUCGGCGCGCGCCGUGCAGCCCACGCGGGAGCUGCUCAAGGCCCGCGAGGCCAGCAAACGCACCCGCGAGGAGAAGGUGUUAGAAUGGCAGCGGUCUCAGAUGGCCGUCAACCGCCCCCCCGCGGCCCCCAUCCCCGCCACGCAGAUCAAGCGCGAGGGAGAGAGACGGCGCGAGCCCCGCGACCCGCGCGAGGGAGAGAGGAGACGCGGCGUGUCGCCCGCGGCCAUCGCCGCUGCUCUCAACGACAGUGACAGCGAUAGCGAGUCUGAUGCCAGCUCGGAGCAACCGCAGAGGUUAACCCUGUCGGAGCGUUUCGGCAAGAUGGCGCAAUGGUCCGCCGACCGUAGCGCCCGUCUUGAGAACAUGCGCAUCACGCGCCGCGACAGCGCGCUGCACGUGCGCAUAGAGCGGCCCGACGGAGCGCCCGAGCCGGCGGCGGAGCCCUACCCAGGCCUAGAAGCGGCCCCAGUCGGCAGCUACCCCGAGGAACUCCUGGCGGCGGCCCCCGGAGGCCUGCCGUCCUGGGACGACGUGCGAGUCCGCUACGACUACUACAAGAAACGAGGGUAUCUGCGAGGACUGACGCUGAGCGACUACGUGAAGUGGGAGGAAUGGUGGUACAAGUACCAGGAGUGGCUGAAGAGAGAGCGCGCCUACGAGCGCUGGGCCGAGGGCGAGGUGGGAUCGGUGCGACGCGAGCGUCGCCGUCGAGGCGGGCGGCACCGGCGCAGCUGAGGGCGCGCCGCCCCCGCGGCGGUCCUGGCCGUGGACCUGGCCGCGGGGGCGGCGCCCGACCUGUAGGCGCCACCACCGUGCGGGCCGGCUGCAAUCCUGCGAUGCAGUGGUUGAUCUCUAAACCAGCCGUCACCCAAACACAAGAAAAAGACUAUUCAGUGCUAGUGUUUAUUAACCUACUGUGCGUACUAACUUAGUUAUAAUAUAAUAAAUAUAGUCUGUCAAGCAAAGUAUGUCAGUAGCAAUGUACAGCAAAGUGAAGUAGGACAGUCAAAGAGCAGUAUUGCGCUAAGAAAAGCAGCAAUGUACAUCGAACCAAAACAUGUAAUUGUCAUAACCUCAAAUUUUACAAAUAUUUCAACGACCAUGAUUGUACAUUGUAGGCACCUUGACUUUGCUUAAGUUCAUGCGCAAUCUUAUUUAAUAUAUUGGUAUUUAAUGGUGACAGCAGAAAUUUCUCUUGAAAUAGCAACGAUUCAGAAUGUAAACAAACAAGAUGGCUGUCAUUCACGAGCCACAUUCCGCAGAUAAAACACAGAUGACACGCGAUUUCGGAAUUAUUCGAAAACAGAGUUGCUAACCCGCGAUUUUUCAAAUUUGCUGCAUUUUGCUACUGACAAGAUUUGCUUGACCAAGUAUAAUAAAUGUAUGUAGUAGUGUAUUUAUCCUUACGUGUCUUAUCAUGUAAGCAAACGUGACGUCAAAGUGUCAUUCCCACAAUACGAUUCAUAGACAAUCUAGACAUCGUAAUGUCAUGUUUUUGAGGUGAUUCAUUCGUUACUGCGAUUAUUGAUGAAAAUCUUAUUAGAAAUUAUAUUUUUCAGUUAUUUAGUUAAUUUCAAUACUUUGUGAGUUUCUUUAAGUAUACGACAACAUUUUAAGGUAUCGUCUUGGGUCGUCCCAUUCGUUUUUCGUUAAGUUCUUAAAUUAGUCCUAUUCUGUUUUCGUCACUCAUUCUACAUUGAAAGCCACCGACAAUUGGAACGAAUGUAGAUGAUGUCUUCGAGAAGUGUUUAUUUACAAUGUUUACAUGAUAGGACAAGUAAGGAUGUAUACACUUUAAGUACUACCAGUUAACACCAUGAGCUAAUUAGACACCAUACGACUAUUUUACUAAAAAAGUGUCUUCAAUGUGUCAUGAAUAUGGUAGUACUGUCAAAGGUUAACAGUUUAAUUGAAGCUUUCGAACUUGUGAAAAUUACAAUUUUAUUGUUAUUGUGACAAGGUUGAAAAUGUACUUUGGAAGCUAUAGCGAUAAUGUGCUAUUCCAAUCGACCGGCUGGAGUCGGGCCGCGUCGGAACGCAUUUUUAAUGUGUCUAUACCUUAGAGGAUAUAACCAAUGGAGACGCCAUGUCUAUAAUUUUCGGUACAAAAUAGUCUGCCGUUUUUUGCGGGGGAGGGGCACAUCAAAUGUAUACGUAAAGGUCAACAUAGCCAUGUCAGAUAAACGUCAGUCCACACAUGUGUUUGACAUCUGGUUGACCAUUGGCGGCCUUUUUUCGACAGAGGGGAACGCCUGUUAAUGACCACUCCGUUGGUUAUAUUC
This is a messenger RNA of Cydia fagiglandana, 3339 nucleotides long. Its product is annotated as serine/arginine repetitive matrix protein 1. NCBI's taxonomy places the organism in Eukaryota, Metazoa, Arthropoda, Insecta, Lepidoptera, Tortricidae. The transcript has 15 exons. The coding region runs from base 239 to 1792 and encodes 517 amino acids. The record is from RefSeq and is a predicted model, not a curated record.